This is a messenger RNA of Paramecium pentaurelia, 1039 nucleotides long. NCBI's taxonomy places the organism in Eukaryota, Ciliophora, Oligohymenophorea, Peniculida, Parameciidae. The record is from the annotation of a GenBank genome assembly.
AUGAAGACUCGAGGUUCAAAGAAGCAUAUUUUAACUCCUAAAAUUUCAAUAGGUAUUUAAAUAAGAUAGCUAAACAAAUUUGCUUAUGCUAUUUUAUAUAGAAAUUUUUAAUUUAUUUUUAGAAACUUAACAAAAGUAAGAAGAAAAAAUAGGUGAUCCAAUUAUAACAAAAGUUGAUAUGGAUAAUGAAGACUAGAUUAAAUAAACAAGUGUCAUUAAUUUUCACUAUAAUUAAGGUAUUAAAAAACUAUAAAUUACAAAAUCAUAUCCAAUUGAAAAAAGCGGUAAUAUAUUCUAAAUUUUAAGUAGGUUUUAAAGCAAACAAAACAAGAAGCAAACCUAUUAUAUUGGAUUUAUUUAAUAGCAUAAAAUAAGGUUAGGAUAAUAAACUAUAUGAUGUUAUGGAUGUCAAUCAAUAUAUGUUAUUGAAAGAUUAAUAAUAGUCUUAAAAUAUUCCAAAAUCAUUAAGAUGUAAAUGCAAUAAAUCAAUGUGUUUAAAAUAAUAUUGUGAUUGUUUUGCCAAUGGAAAUAUGUGCACUAAUUAAUGUUAAUGUUAAGGUUGUCACAAUAGUGAGGAAUAUAUGGAAGAAAGAGAAGAAGCCAUUAAUAAGUUAAAAAUUUAAAAUUCAUCCUUUGAAGUACAAAUAAUGAUAUUAUAAAACUAGAAAGAAGCUCCAGUUGGAAUCAGUUGUAAAUGUAAAAAGUCUAAAUGCACAAAGAAAUAUUGUGAUUGUUACUAAAAUAAACAAAAAUGCAAUGAUAAUUGUUAAUGCAAUAAUUGUGAGAACUAAUUAGAAAAGGUUGAAUAUAUAGAAUAAAGAUUAAAUCAACAUUCAUUAUCAUAAUUUGAUGAGAAUAGCCGAUAUCCAAAGUCUCCAAUUAUCUGCAGAGGAUAAUAUUUAUUUAGAAGGAAUGACAGUAUGAAUUAUUCUAAUUCUUUUGGUUAUUCUAGAAGUAUUUUAUAUUAAAUAUGAUAGAAAUUCUAAUUUAAUAAGAAGGCCCAUAUUAUUUAAAGCAAGACUCUUAAGGAUUUAAUUGA